This is a messenger RNA of Drosophila arizonae, 4668 nucleotides long. RefSeq names its product Carboxypeptidase D svr (gene svr). Gene Ontology annotation, biological process: protein processing; peptide metabolic process. The record is from RefSeq and is a predicted model, not a curated record. NCBI's taxonomy places the organism in Eukaryota, Metazoa, Arthropoda, Insecta, Diptera, Drosophilidae. Gene Ontology annotation, molecular function: zinc ion binding; metallocarboxypeptidase activity.
CAGCGGUGGGACAGCGGGCAGCCAGCACGGGCUUAAGGCCAAUCAACGCAGCGAAUUUUCAAACAGUACAUUUUUUGAAGCUGAGCCGAGCCGAGUGGGACUGCUGCAUAAUAACAACAAAUAGGCGCAACACAACAAUUGUGACCCAAACGAACGCCGAAGCACGCGGGCUUCGAGCUGUAUCUAAAGCGGGCCGCUUCAAUUUACAAGCCAGUGAUAACUAGCACCGAGCAGAGGCAGCUGAAACACCAGCAGCACCAGCAACACCAUUAUUAACAGUUCAAGUAACGGUUAAAAGCGGAACAUUUGGAGCAAUUGGACAAAAUGCAGUGGAUAUUGUUGAUUGCUUUAAUACCGUUAGCCGUGCAGAGCUACAUUAUCAAAGAGGACGAGAGCUUCCUGCAGCCGCCGCAGUACACCAGCCAGGAGCAGCUGGAGGAUUUGUUUGCACGCCUGGAAAAGGCCUAUCCGGAGCAAGCGCGCGUCCACAGUCUUGGCCGUUCCCUGGAAGGACGCAAUUUGAUAGCCCUUCAAAUCUCGCGCAGCGCUCGGCAACGGCCGCUGCUGACGCCACCCGUCAAAUAUGUGGCCAAUAUGCAUGGAGACGAAACGGUGGGCCGACAGCUGCUAAUCUACUUGGCCCAAUAUCUGUUGGGCAACUACGAGCGCAUUUCGGAUAUUGGCCAACUGGUUAACACGACGGAUAUUUACCUAAUGCCCACCAUGAAUCCCGACGGUUAUGCCCUGUCCCAGGAGGGCAACUGCGAAUCACUGCCAAAUUAUGUGGGACGCGGCAAUGCCGCCGGCGUCGAUUUGAAUCGUGACUUUCCCGAUCGCCUGGACCAACAUCAUAUCAACCAGCUGCGCAGCCAGUCCCGGCAGCCGGAAACAGCCGCCCUCGCCGAAUGGAUAUUGAAGAAUCCGUUUGUGCUCUCCGCCAAUUUCCAUGGCGGCGCCGUUGUCGCCAGUUAUCCGUAUGACAACUCAAUCGCCCACAAUGAUUGCUGCGAGGAGAGCCUCACGCCGGAUGAUCGCGUGUUCAAGCAUCUGGCGCACAGUUACUCGGACAAUCAUCCGAUCAUGAGGCGUGGCAACAACUGCAACGACAGCUUCGCCGGCGGCAUCACCAACGGGGCCAACUGGUACGAGCUAUCGGGCGGCAUGCAGGACUUCAAUUAUGCCUUCACCAAUUGCUUUGAGCUGACCAUUGAGCUCUCCUGCUGCAAGUAUCCGCCGGCGAGCAGCCUGCCGGAGGAGUGGCAGCGCAACAAGCGAGCGCUGCUCCAGCUGCUCAGGCAGGCGCACAUUGGCGUCAAGGGCCUGGUGCAGGACACCAGCGGCUAUCCCAUACCAGACGCCACCAUCAUUGUAUCCGGACUGGAGGACAAGCCCAUACGCACCUCGAAGCGCGGCGAAUACUGGCGCCUGCUCACGCCUGGCCUCUACAGCAUCUAUGCGGCUGCCUUUGGCUAUCAAUCGAGUGUGCCGCAACAGGUCCAUGUCACAAACGAGAACGCCGAGGCGCUGCGACUGGACUUCAAGCUGACGCCCGUUGAGAGCAACUUUGAUGGCAAGUUUCGCAAGCAAAUUGUGGAGCGAGCGGAGCCGGCGGAGCAGCUGAAGCAGAAAUACGAUGGCUUCCUAACGCCCACAGAGUUCAAGCAUCACAAUUUCGUGGCCAUGGAGAGUUAUCUGCGCAACCUGAGCGCCAGCUACCCGACGCUCACGCGCCUCUACAGCAUUGGCAAGAGCGUGGAGAACCGAGAUCUGUGGGUGAUGGAGAUCUCCACCUCACCGGGCAAUCAUGUGCCGGGCGUGCCGGAGUUCAAGUACGUGGCCAACAUGCACGGCAACGAGGUGGUCGGCAAGGAGAUGCUGCUGCUGCUCACCAAGUAUCUGCUGGAGCGCUAUGGCAAUGAUGAUCGGAUCACGCGGCUGGUGAAUGGCACACGGAUGCACUUCCUCUAUAGCAUGAAUCCGGAUGGCUAUGAGGUGUCGCAAGAGGGCGAUCGCACCGGCGGCGUGGGCCGGCCCAACGCCCAUAUGGUGGAUCUGAAUCGCAAUUUUCCGGAUCAAUAUGGCACGGAUAAAUACAACAAGAUCACGGAGCCAGAGGUGGCUGCCGUCAUGAACUGGACGCUCUCGAUACCGUUUGUGCUCUCGGCCAACCUGCACGGCGGCUCCCUGGUGGCCAAUUAUCCGUUCGACGACAACGAGAACGACUUCAAUGAUCCCUUUUCGCGGCUGCGCGACUCUAGCAUCAGCGGCCGCAAGCUGAAUCCCACCGAGGACAACGAGCUGUUCCGCCAUUUGGCGCUGGUCUAUUCGAAGGCGCACGCCACCAUGCAUCUGGGCCAGCCGUGCGCCCUCUUCCAGAACGAGCUGUUCACCGACGGCAUCACCAAUGGCGCCCAGUGGUACAGCGUGACGGGCGGCAUGCAGGACUGGAACUAUGUGCGUGCCGGCUGCAUGGAGCUGACCAUCGAGAUGGGCUGCGACAAGUUUCCGCUGGCCAAGGAGCUGCCCCAGUACUGGCGCGACAAUCGCGAGCCCCUGCUGCGGCUGAUCGAGCAGGUGCAUCAUGGCAUCCAUGGCUUCGUGCGCAGCAGCAUUGGCACGCCCAUUGUUGGGGCAGCCAUCGCCCUGGACGGUGGCAAUCAUAAGACCUACAGCGGCACCUUCGGCGACUACUGGAAGCUCGCACUGCCCGGCCGACACAAUGUGACGGUGCUGUCCGAUGGCUUUGCCCCGCUGCGCGUCGAGGUGGAGGUGCCCGAUGCGGAGCCCUUUGGCAUGCGCCUGGACGUCACCCUCAUGCGCGACGAUCCACAGCACUGGGCGUCCGCCAACGAUUUCCGCAUCAUCGAGAACGUCGUCAACACCAGAUACCACACGAAUGCCGAGCUGCGCAAUCGCCUGGCCGAGUUCGAGAAUCAGAAUCCGCAGAUCGCCAGCUUUGGCUAUGCGGACAAUGAGUUCAGUCGCCACUUCAAUUACCUCAAGCUGACAUCCAAUAUCGGCGAACCGGAGGAGCACAAAUACAAGCUGCUGGUGAUUAGCUCGCUGUUUGAUACCGCCGCUCCACUGGGCCGGGAGAUCAUGCUGAAUCUGGUGCGCCAUUUGAUCGAGGGACACAAGCUGCAGGAGGCGUCUGUGGUGCAGCUGCUGGAACGCAGUGUCAUCUACUUUUUGCCGCAGACAGAGAAGUUCGAUCCGAUCUUCGCCAUGUACAAUGCCAACAAUUCCGUGUGUGAUCCCAUGAUGUCCGAAGAGCUGGCCGAGCGUAUUCUCAGCCCGGAGACGGAGCCAGCCAGGGAUGUGCUGCUGCAGUUCUUGCGCAACGAACGCUUCGAUCUGAUGCUGACAUUCAGCGGAGGCAGCUCGGAUCUCAGCUUCCCCCAUGCCGAUUCCAUACUGGAGAAGUUCGCCCACAGCAUCCGGCGCACCGAGUUCAAUUACUCCCCGCUGCAGUGCAGCAGCUCGGCCACGCGUCAGCUGCAUCACGACGUCACUGAACGGCUGACCAACCUGUUGUACAACAUGUACAAUAUACCGAUGUUUACGCUGGGCCUGUCCUGCUGCCGGAUGCCCGUGCACACUGAGAUCGCCUCGGUGUGGCGCACCAGCAUCGAGAAGAUUCGCAACUUCCUGGCGCUGGUGCGAACCGGCAUCACGGGGCUGGUGCAGAACGAUAGGGGUCAGCCGCUGCGCGAGGCAUUCGUUCGGCUGGUGGAGCACCCGACCAUCCACAAUGUGACACGCAAUGCGGCACGAUUCCAGCUGAUGCUGCCCAAGGGCCUCUACGGCCUCGAGGUGGGCGCGCCCAACUACGAGUCGAAGAUCGUGAAGACGCUGGUGCAGCAGGACGUCUUCAGUGACCUGGGUGUGAUCAAGCUCAACGGCUACAGCCUGAUCAAGGGCGAGGUGACGGAGCUGAACACGCUGAGCAGGACAACCACCAGCCUGACGGGCCUAGUGCUCGACGACAACAAUCAUCCCAUACGCAAUGCCAAGGUCUCGCUCAUCCAGCCGCCGGGCUGGACGCACGUGCGCAACUUCACCAACAGCCUGGGCGAGUAUCGGCUGUCGGCGGUGCCCUUGGGCGCCAUUACGAUCAAGGUGGAGGCUCCGCGUCACUUCGAGGCCACGCGCGAUCUCCGCCUGCCGCAGCCGGGGCAGCCCAUCCAGAAUGUCAUCUUCCAUCUGAAGUUCAAUGCGCAUGUGUUUGGUCUGCCGCGCUUCCUCUUCAUCAUCGUGGCCAGUGUGCUUAUCAUAGUGGGCGUGGUCAUGUGCGUACUGUGCGCCCAGUUCUGGUUCUACAGACGACAUCGAGGCAAGAUGCCCUACUACAACUUCUCGCUGCUGCCGCAGAAGGGCAAGGAGCAGUUCGAGCUGGACGACGAUGCUGGCGACGAUGGCGAAACGGAACUCUUCCGCUCGCCCAUCAAACGUGGCAUGACCAUACAGCCCUACUUCGAUGAGGAGCAGCUGGAGCACAUCCUGCACACGGACGACGAGGACGAUGACGAGGAUGGGCAUGGCAACGGGCUGGACCAGGAUGAGCAGGAGCUGCAGCUGGAUGUGGCCGAUGAGAGCGGCGAUGAGAUUGUCAUGUUGCCUCAUCACAAUCGACGCAGGCAGUAGAAAGUUGGAGAGAGUGAGAGAGAA